GCAGUUAUAAAGAGGCUGACAGAGCACGGAGUGGAGGGGAAUUACAAGGUGCAGGAAAACAGCAGCACUGCUUGGCUCAGCACGACCUGCUCUGCACCAUGGGGAAGGACAAGCUGCCCAGCAAACCGAACAUCUUCCUCCUUCUUCUCUUCUUCCUUCCUGGAAAUACUCCUCUCAACACAGAACCGCAGUACAUGGUGCUGGUGCCCUUUCUGAUACACACAGAUUCUCAUGAGAAAAUCUGCGUUCAGCUGACCCACCUGAACGAGUCUGUGACGCUGAGUGCCACACUUGAGCACCUAGGGGAGAACAGGAGCUUGAUUGAUGAUGUGGUGUCAGAGAAAGACGUGUUCACCUGCAUCCCUUUCUCUCUUCCAAAAUCCAAUAGCACAUCAGUGGCAUUUCUCACGGUGACGGUGACAGGGGACACACUGCAGUUCAAGAGCCGCAAGUCAGUGCUGGUCAAGAAUUCUGAGAGCUUGGUCUUCGUCCAGACAGACAAACCCAUCUACAAGCCUGGACAGACAGUUCAGUUUCGGAUCGUCUCCCUGGACAAAGACUUCUACCCGCUGAAUGAGAAGUUUCCCUUUGUCUACGUUCAGGUGAGUGGAUAACUACGUUAUUAUUUGCAGAAGAAUGUGCAGGCACAAAGCUACCAGUCUCCAGCAGUGGUGUUUUCAGGCUGAGGGGCAAGGGAAAAAUCACAGGCAUGUGACCUUUUCUCUUUGGCUGAAGGAAGGCUGAGUAGCUGGGCAACAAAACAAGUUUCAAUAAUGGUUCUUUGAUCACAGAAUGAGUUGUAGGAGAAAACUAAUUAACCAUUACAAGCCAUGCUGUGAACAGAACUACACUUGGCUAGAGGUCAUCAAAGUGGCUUAUUCCUCUUCCCAGUCAGAACUAAGUGUUUCUCUUGCCACGUGUGGUUGAAAUUAGAGACCAGUGUUAAAUAAGCUGCCAAAA
Taeniopygia guttata (zebra finch) is the source of this 960-nucleotide messenger RNA. RefSeq names its product alpha 2 macroglobulin-like. The record is from RefSeq and is marked provisional. NCBI's taxonomy places the organism in Eukaryota, Metazoa, Chordata, Aves, Passeriformes, Estrildidae. Gene Ontology annotation, molecular function: endopeptidase inhibitor activity.